AAAGAGAUGAAUAUUCGAACCUGUCCCACAGGUGAAUAAAAAGAGCAGUGAAAGGAAAACGGAAACCAUUGUCUUGUUUGCUGCUUCUCCUUCUGCUACUCCCUCCAUUCAAUCCCCUCUCUUUGGUCGCCGAAGAUGACGACGUCGUUUUCAGAGCUUGAUGACGAUUUGGUUCGCAGCAUGUCCAUAGGAGCAGUUUUCUCGGAUUUCAGUGGGAAGAUACAUUCACUCGAUUUCCAUCGUAAGGAUGAUUUGCUUGUCACGGCUAGUGAGGAUGAUUCAGUGCGACUCUAUGACAUUGCUAAUGCUAAGUUGUUGAAGACCACUUAUCAUAAAAAACAUGGUACUGAUUGUAUAUGUUUUACUCAUCAUCCAAGCUCUGUUAUAUGCUCUUCAAGGUACAAUUUGGAGUCUACUGGAGAAUCAUUACGGUAUUUAUCAAUGUAUGAUAACCGCUGCCUCCGAUACUUCAAAGGGCAUAAACAGAGAGUUGUUUCUCUCUGCAUGUCUCCAAUCAAUGAUAGCUUCAUGUCUGGUUCUCUAGAUCACAGUGUCAGGAUAUGGGAUCUUCGAGUAAAUGCUUGCCAGGGCAUCUUACGUUUACGUGGUAGACCUGCUGUUGCCUAUGACCAACAAGGCCUUGUUUUUGCUGUAGCAAUGGAAGGGGGAGCUAUUAAAUUAUUUGAUUCUCGUUCUUAUGACAAGGGUCCAUUUGACACCUUUCUAGUUGGUGGUGACACAGCUGAAGUUUGUGAUAUCAAAUUCAGCAAUGAUGGCAAAUCAAUGCUUCUGACUACUACAAAUAACAAUAUCUAUGUUCUUGAUGCAUAUGGAGGAGAGAAGCGUUGUGGGUUUAGUUUGGAACCAUCUCCUGGUAUGACAAUAGAGGCUACAUUUACCCCAGAUGGGAAGUAUGUGGUGGCAGGCUCAGGAGGCGGAACCUUGCAUGCUUGGAGUAUUGAGAUGAAAAAUGAGGUGGCAUCUUGGAGCAGCCAUAUUGGCGUGCCUUCGUGCUUGAAGUGGGCCCCCCACAGGGCCAUGUUCGCUGCAGCCUCAAGUGUUCUCACGUUUUGGAUACCAAACAAUAGUUCAAAGCAGAGAACCGAGUAUGGUGGCACUGAAGCUGAAGCUUGAGCUCAACUCUAUCCAUUGAACUCAAUGUGCUCUUCCUUUACCACAGCCCAGCUACAAUUUUGUUGUGAAUUUGUCAAGGUUCCUAGUUUGGUUAUAUCUCAUGAAAAAUUGAGGACGGAGGAUCUUGUCAAUUGUAAAUUCCAUCGUUGAAUGCAAUUUAAUUAAAGUUUUAGCUACCUUGAAUGUUCUUUAUUGGUUUCAUAAUUUUCUUUUCUAUAUUUUUGCUCAACCGAUAUAUUUUUUGUAUAUAAUAGUCCCGUCGGGCCUCAAACGGGUUGAAGACGUUUUAACCAGCUAACGUAACCAUUGUGUUCUUAUGUCACUUCUUUUACGUGAGGUGCU
Messenger RNA from Abrus precatorius (Indian licorice), 1476 nucleotides. Its product is annotated as protein ANTHESIS POMOTING FACTOR 1. Gene Ontology annotation, cellular component: Set1C/COMPASS complex. NCBI's taxonomy places the organism in Eukaryota, Viridiplantae, Streptophyta, Magnoliopsida, Fabales, Fabaceae. The record is from RefSeq and is a predicted model, not a curated record. Gene Ontology annotation, molecular function: protein binding; chromatin binding. Bases 136 to 1134 code for a protein of 332 amino acids. The transcript is spliced from 10 exons.